Molecule: messenger RNA, 1224 nt
Organism: Durusdinium trenchii
Lineage: Eukaryota; Dinophyceae; Suessiales; Symbiodiniaceae
Source: the annotation of a GenBank genome assembly
AUGAAGUGUGCCCGCGUGGUUUUUCUUUCACUCCUGGUGGGCGUGGGCUGCGAGUUCUUGAAGCGAAGCAACAUAGCCUUGGAGCCAAGUGAGCAGGCUUUGCCAGAGCUGCCGCCAAAGAAGACCGCACCUGAAGUCUACGUGCUAGGGGUUUUUGCACCAGGGUCCUUUUUGUUGGGACUUGGGGCAGUUGUGCUUCUACGAUACUAUGAAAGGCACAACCCCAGUUCUGAUAUGGAGAUUGUAGAACGACAGCCCGAGAACCUGGACGAAGAUGUAUAUGGAGCUGGAAUUGCAACAUUAGUGCGAGAUUCCUUUAGCUUGGUUGAUGGAAAAGGCGAUAUUUUCCUCCGAGUCUCACGCUUGUCAAGCAGCAUCGUUCUUAUGAUAUUUGUCAUUUCGCUGCAGAUCUUUGUCAUUCUACAGAUGCAAAGCUUGGUUGCCAGCCGUGCUGUGACAGAAAUCCGUCAGAUCUAUGGCAGGUAUGAAUUUGUCAUGUAUGGUGCAGAAAUGACUCAUGUGUACCUGACACCGAAUGGGUUUCCUAGAGGUGCAGACAAGCAGUACUUCGACCCGGCAAAUUUUGGCCGUUUAACAGAAGAUGAGCAAUCGAGUGCAUGCAGGAUUCCCUUUUCCCAACCUCAGCUUUUGCUACCAAUUCUGUUCAUUUGGACACUGACUGUUGUUGCAGAUCUCCGACGUUGUGGUGACCUUUUUGUACGCCUCAUACUGGCAACUCCUACGAUUACAUCUAUGCGUGACGCAGUGGUGGAGAGUGACGGUGAAUGUGAGAUCAUCGUGGGCUUGACGCGUUCGAUCAAAGUCCUGCUGAUGUCAACCUGCGUUCUCCCUCGCUACUUCAUCAAUGUCUAUUUGCUUUGGCUUGGAUGCCGCUGGCUUGCGGCCACGCCGAGCUUUGGAGACCUUCUGCUGAAUGCUGUCGCGCUGGAAUUCAUCCUGUUGCUCAAAGAUACCCUAUAUGCCGGCGUGGUUCCAGACCGGAACAAAAGAGCAACCCAGAAUACUUUGAUUCAACCCUGGCAGAAGACGGAGCCGGCCAACUAUCGUGUUUUCCUGUCGUCAUUCUUGUUGAUUUUGGUCACCUGUGCCUGGGUACUCUACUACGUGUACAAGUUCCAAGCUGUACUGCCUGAUUACAAAUGGGACGUGGCCCAGGUUUGUGCAUCCUAUGUCAAGGCAAUCACGAGCGGCAAGUCCAGGUGA